Messenger RNA from Stylonychia lemnae, 2970 nucleotides. The record is from the annotation of a GenBank genome assembly. NCBI's taxonomy places the organism in Eukaryota, Ciliophora, Spirotrichea, Sporadotrichida, Oxytrichidae.
AUGAAUAGUCCAGAUUAUAAUAAUGAUCCUUCAACUUAAAGAUCUGAUAUCAAAGUUGCCAAUAACGGAGCUCCAAGAAGACUGAAUUCUUUGAAGAAAAACGACAAUACUAAUUCAUCCUUUCAAAAUAAUGUUAAACCACAGUGUCCUGAAUGCUCAGGCAUUUAAGUAGGGUAUAAUGAUGACACUCAGAAAUAAAAAAAGGUGAAUGGGGUUGAAUUCAGUAUGAGUUCUGCGCUUAAUGGCAGUGAUAAUCAAACAACUAUAGUUGGUUCAAAUCGAAAUGAGAUGAGCUCAAUUUCCAAGUAAUCACCUAACGCAACUCUGUCAAGUAAAAACUAUAACCAGGGAGGAUUGGCGUCAAAUCAGUUCAGUCAAUUUUCAAGUCAAUCAAACAAUAAUGGCCUCAGCAAUAAUGUUAUUAAUGAGGUGGAUGAAGAAUACAAAAAUGAUGGAGCUUCUGAUUCACAAAGAAGAAGUCAUUAUGGUAUUGAAAAUGUACCAGACACAGCCUACAACACUAAGCAGAUGAUUGAAUAAAGCUAUAUGCCAUAGGUCUCUCAUUAAUCUUUAGCAGUUUCUGAUAGAAGAAAUAAUAGAAAUUAAAGACAGGAUUCAUCUUAGAGAUCUAACACUUCUAAAAAUGGAGCUCAACUAUUGAACGUAUGUAAGAGAUUUGAGUUCACUUAGGAAAACAGAAAGAUAAACUUCAAAGUAAGGGAAAUGAGUGAUAAUGAAAGAAGACAGCAUGAAUUGGAAAUAUAUAAUAUGCUAAAAACCAAAAAAGAAGGAGUAACUUAAUCUGAUGGGUCUGUUUUGUUUUAUGUAAUUGAUGGAAAUUGGGUACAGUUAUGGAGGCAGUUCAUCAAAGGUAAUGGAGUCUUGCCUGGUGAAAUAGAUAACUCAAGUCUGAGAUCCUAUAUUCUUCAAUGGAGAUAAAAUCUUUCCAGCUAUAACAGUAUAGAUGAUGAUAUUGAGUUAAAGAAAAAUGAGGAUUAUUGUGAAUUUACAUAGCCAAUGUGGAAAUUCUUCUAUGAUAACUACGGUUGCAGACCAAUUAUUCAAAUAAGAUACUUUACCAAAGCAGAAGGAAUACUUCCAAGCAUAUAUAAAGAUUUAAGUCAAGCAAAGAAUAAACCUUCUGAGAUUGUUAUGUCCUCUGACUCAAUAUUCUCCAUGCCUCAUAAUUAGGACUACAUAUUGAAUGCCAGAAAUGAAUAGAAGCAAGGAGUAGAGGAAUAGUGGAAUAAUGCAUCCUAGCCUAAGUUGCAAACUGAUCUCAAUAAGGAAUAGAAUUCCAUCAUUAGGACGUAUGUUGGAAAGCUAUUUACUUCGAUUCAUGAAGUUCCCAAAUACAAUUUUGAAAUUUUGAAGUUAAGCAAGAGGGAUCGAAGUGUAUACGAGUACGAAAAGUUUAAUACCCUUUAGUUUAAUAACCCAUCGAAGAAAAAAUAAAUGUAUAUAAUCAGCAACGAUUGGAUAACUUAAUGGCUAAAAUUCUCUCAAAAGAGUGACAGACUUGAAUCUAUUCCAGGUCCUAUCAAUAAUGAGGUUCUCGAAAAGGAUUUGGUGAUAGAUGAAAAUUUCAAUAAGCUGAAGAAAAAUACAGAUUUUUACUACGUCUCUAAGGAGGUUUGGGAUUUCCUUUUUAAUAUAUAUGGAGGUGGUCCAGCAAUCAUGUUAAAUGACCAAGAUAGCAAACUUAAUGUAACUUAGCUAUCUGAGGCAGGCUCAAACAAGUUCGAGCUGAUGUCAGUUGCGAGCUCAAACUUAUCUUUCUAUAGGUAUAAUAACCAUAGUUAGAAUAAGAAUUAUAACGAUAGUAAUGCUUAAUAAAUAAACAAAAAUGGCCAACAAAUUCACAAAAAUUUGAUUGGACUCUCAGAUGGUAUUGUUGGAAUCCGCAAUAUUAACUAUUAUUGCUAUCUUAAUGCCUUCAUGUAAUGUUUGGUUCCUCUAGAAGAGCUAAGAGAUCAUUACUUGUCCUAGGAAUACGCCAAAUACAAGAGCGUAUAGACAAAAAGGAAUGAUUUUAGCUAUAGUAAUGGGCUGUAUACAUUCUAUAAGAAUGUCUUCAGAUUAAACUAAAAAAUUAUUGAAAUCAAAUUUUUGAAGGACGUGGUUGCUUAAAAGUUUCAUCCAAUUAUGCAGCAUGACAGUCAUGAAUUCAUGACUUUCCUAUUUGGAAGUUUGUAAGAUGAGGAAACUCCAAUUGAAGGAAGCAGAUUUAAUGGCAGUGAUAAUUCUAAAUCCUUAGAUUAGAUACUUAGAGAAUACUAUAAAUCUCAUCCUUCUAUAAUAGACAGAAUGUUUACUGGUAAGUUCCUUUUUUACAGGAUAUUAAAAUCCCUGCAGAUCUAUACUAAUCAUAAAAAAUCAUCUAACAUUAUUCUUAUAGGUAUGUAAAAAACUAUUGUUACCUGUGGAAAAUGUGGAUAUUAGUCCAUUACUUAUAACCCUUACAUGGCCCUAUCAGUUCCCUUUCAAAAGACAUUAGACUAGUCAUUAGCUGAAUUCCUGAGGGAGGAUAUCCUUGACAAGACAGAAAGCUAUAGAUGCGAGAAAUGCAAAAUGACUUCAAUGGCAAGAAUUAAGCACGACUUAAGCAAGCUACCAAAGGUGAUUGUUUUUCAUUUGAAAAGAUUUGCCUUUCCUUCAAUGAAAAAAAUAAAGGGCAAAAGCAGAUAUCCUGACUUCAUUAAUAUGUCAGAGUAAGAUCAUAAAUUUUUCUCUAAUAAUUCUUUUAGAUAUUGCUCGUAUUCAGACUACGCAGACAAUGAGAACCUACAAUAUGAGCUGUUCGGACUGACAGUCCACAUAGGAUCCUUAGAAAUGGGUCACUAUGUAGCCCUAUCGAAGAGAUUUAACAGUUGGUUCGCAUUUGAUGAUGAAAAUUAUAAAGAGGUUUCUGAAUCAGAGGCAUUAAAUUAGGAAGCAUAUCUCCUCUUCUAUAGAUAAAUAUCCUAAUGA